Molecule: messenger RNA, 1104 nt
Organism: Fraxinus pennsylvanica
Lineage: Eukaryota; Viridiplantae; Streptophyta; Magnoliopsida; Lamiales; Oleaceae
Source: the annotation of a GenBank genome assembly
AUGGCGGAAAAGAAGAACUUGAUAGCUUUGGGGUUCGAGGGUUCGGCCAACAAAAUCGGAGUGGGAGUGGUGAAACUUGAUGGCACCAUUUUGUCCAAUCCACGCCAUACUUACAUUACCCCACCCGGCCAAGGCUUUCUACCCAGAGAAACUGCUCAGCACCAUCUCCAGCAUGUGCUACCCCUUGUCAAAUCUGCCUUGAAGGAGGCCCAAAUCACACCUGAUGAGAUUGAUUGCCUCUGCUACACCAAAGGCCCUGGAAUGGGUGCCCCACUUCAGGUCGCAGCUGUGGUGAUCCGCAUGCUAUCCCAGCUUUGGAAGAAGCCGAUUGUUGCUGUUAAUCACUGUGUAGCGCAUAUUGAAAUGGGAAGAAUUGUAACUGGGGCUGACGACCCGGUUGUGUUGUAUGUGAGUGGGGGGAACACUCAGGUUAUUGCCUAUAGUGAGGGCCGUUAUCGAAUUUUUGGGGAGACAAUUGAUAUUGCUGUUGGGAAUUGCUUGGACAGGUUUGCUAGGGUUCUCACUCUGUCUAAUGAUCCCAGCCCUGGCUACAACAUUGAGCAGCUUGCAAAAAAGGGCACACAAUUUAUAGACCUUCCGUAUGUUGUAAAAGGAAUGGAUGUUUCUUUCAGUGGGAUAUUAAGCUAUAUUGAAGCCACUGCUGAAGAGAAGCUUAAAGCUAAUGAAUGCACCCCUGCAGAUUUAUGUUACUCCCUACAGGAAACUUUGUUUGCAAUGCUCGUAGAGAUCACGGAGCGGGCAAUGGCACAUUGUGACAAGAAGGAUGUGCUAAUUGUUGGUGGAGUGGGAUGCAAUGAGCGGUUGCAAGAGAUGAUGCGAAUUAUGUGCUCUGAAAGAGGCGGGAAAUUAUAUGCAACUGAUGACCGUUACUGUAUUGACAAUGGGGCAAUGAUUGCUUAUACAGGGCUCCUUGCUCAUGCUUAUGGCAUGUCAACUCCACUUGAGGAAUCGACAUUCACCCAGCGGUUUAGAACAGAUGAAAAAGUAGCUAAUAUAUUUGUUAUAGUAGGUCAAGCCGUAAAUGUAUAUUUGGAGAUGGGAGAACACCAAAAUAGUUAUUUGUUUCAAUAUUGUCUCAGUUAA